This is a messenger RNA of Scomber scombrus (Atlantic mackerel), 4002 nucleotides long. RefSeq names its product membrane bound O-acyltransferase domain containing 2a (gene mboat2a). Gene Ontology annotation, biological process: lipid modification. The coding region runs from base 93 to 1604 and encodes 503 amino acids. Gene Ontology annotation, cellular component: membrane. The transcript has 13 exons. Lineage: Eukaryota; Metazoa; Chordata; Actinopteri; Scombriformes; Scombridae. The record is from RefSeq and is a predicted model, not a curated record. Gene Ontology annotation, molecular function: acyltransferase activity.
UAUCAUCGCAGCAGCAGCCGAGGGGAGUGAAGUGAACCCAGGGGAAGGGAGAAAAAAGAGAGAAAGGAUUUACGGACACCAAGCAACCAAGCAUGGCUACCCAAACGACUGCAUCAUGCACUGGAUCCACUCUGUUGCAGCCAAUCAGCGAAAUUAUCAAUCUCCCUCUCGACCAGGUUAACUUUGUGGCAGGUCAGCUGUUCGCCCUGCUAAUGGCCUUGUGGUUUCGGAUCUACCUCCACCCCAGUAAGACCAGUCCCUUCAUCAGACAUGUGGUGGCCACUCUGCUGGGCUUCUACUUGGCUCUCUUCUGCUUUGGCUGGUAUUCUCUUCAUUUCCUGGUGCAGAGCGGUCUGUCCUACAGUGUGAUUGUCUUUGCUGGCCUGGAGAACAUGCACAGGUACUGCUUCAUGGUGACUCUUGGCUACCUGAUAUUGUGUCAGAUCACACGAGUCUACGUAUUUGACUACGGCAUGUACUCUGCAGAUUUUACAGGGCCCAUGAUGGUUAUAACACAGAAGAUCACCAGCUUGGCGUUUGAAAUACACGAUGGUUUGACCAAGCGAGACGCACAGCUGAAUCCCAGUCAGAAAUACCUAGCUAUCAGGCGGAUGCCCAGCUUGCUGGAAUAUCUAAGCUACAACUGUAACUUCAUGGGCAUCCUGGCAGGACCCACAUGCUCCUACAAUGACUACGUGGCCUUCAUUGAAGGCACAUGCUACCAGCCGCGCCACCAGGAGAACGCCAACGGGAAGGAGAAUGGAAAGUACAAGCAGAGCGAACCCUCGCCCAAGAAUGAUGUCAUCUCCAAGCUGUGCACGUGCGCCAUCUCGCUGGCCAUCUAUCUGUCACUGUGUAAACUCAUCCCAGUGGAGCACUCCAUAGACGACGACUUCGUCAACUCCACACCCUUCUAUCUACAAGUCCUCUACCUUUACCUGGCCAUGUUGGCUCUGAGGCCAAAGUAUUAUUUUGUCUGGACACUUGCUGAUGCAAUUAACAACGCAGCAGGAUUUGGCUUCAAUGGAUACAACAAAGAUGGCUGCCCACGGUGGGACCUGAUAUCAAAUCUCAGAAUUCUGGACAUUGAGUUUGCCACCAGUUUCAAGAUGUUCUUGGACAACUGGAAUAUCCAGACAGCUCUUUGGCUCAAAAGGGUGUGUUACGAGCGCUGUCCCAUAAACCCCACUGCUGCCACCUUCCUGCUGUCAGCCAUGUGGCACGGGGUUUACCCCGGCUACUACCUGACCUUCCUCACUGGCAUUGCCAUGACCAUGGCUGCACGUGCAGUACGGCACAACAUCAGACCGCACUUCAUGGUCUCCGACUCAUACAAGUGCAUUUACGAUGUCAUCACGUGGGCAUGGACUCAGGUGGCUAUUAGUUACACAGUGAUGCCGUUUGUCCUACUUGCUGUGGGACCUUCACUCAAGUUCUACAGGUCCUGGUACUUCUGCGUACAUCUUCUGUGUCUGCUGGUGGUAGUGGCCCUGCCCGUCAAACUAAUACCAAAGGCCAAAGAGCAGCAUGACGGCUUACAGGACAACCAGACAGACCACAACAGCACAGACAACAACUGCAACCAGAAAGACAAAGCCACAUGAGGCUCAGGACACCAACGUCCCUUCAGCAGCAGAAACACUGAGACGAACUAGAAACCACUGAGAACUGGAGUGUGGCGAGUCUGUUUACCUGACAAAGAACCAAAUAUUGGACGUACUGAGAAUCCUAACAGACAGAAAACACAAGUCAACGUCCUGUCAAAACUUCCAGUAGCAAGGAUGACCACGAUCGCUUUUCUGACAUGGACAAGAGACCAGGAUUUAACAACGGCCAUGGUGUAAACUAAUGAGUGAUAGUGGUUACAUUACAUUGUAUUAGUGGAGAUGAAGAAAAACUGACUUCCUAGCUGCCUUAAACCCUCUAUGUACUCUGCAAGCGAAAUACCAGUUUGGAUGGCACGCUGCAAGAACCCAAAUGCAGUUACCACCAGCGUGGUGUCGGGUUAUACAAACAGAAUAGGAGUGCAGUAUGUGGAGGGUUUUUGUCAUUGUCUGGAUACAAGCCUCUUGUUAGUUGGAAAAGGAAAAAAAUAUGUUCAUGUAAGAGAAACAUAACCUUUAUCAUCAGCUGCCAAUUUCAAACAGGCCUUAGGAUCCUCACAAUAUUGUUUGAUUUCUAUGUCUUUUUUAAAAAUCUUUACUCGAAGAAGAAUUCACAUUGUACGUGUUUUGUAUUUAGAUGUCUGUGACAACACUAUUUGAACACCAUUCUUAAUACUAUCUUUCUGGGAUGAAUUGACUCCGCCUGACGUAAUGAACCAACAGAGAGUCCCAAAGUGGAAUUCAGAUCUCGUCCGUCUCCAGCAGUGGAAAGCCACUCAAUAGUUACUAAAUGGAUUUCUGUUUUGUUUUUUUAAAAAGAUUUUUUCAUAUCUGCUGCUUUUUUUGACAAACACUCAUCAGUUUCUGUUAAAUGUGUUUCAAAGGGAGUUUAUUUACUCACUUUACGUGAUUUACAAUACUUUUUUUUUUGUUAAAGGAUUUCUGACUUUGGGUUCAGGGGUAUUUGUGUGUUGUCUUUUUGUUUUUUUUUAAUGUGUUCAUAUUUUUCACACAACAGGUUUCCUCUGUGUUCAAAUGUUUUGCCUCUGUGACACACGUGUCCAAAACUAUUUAAUUAAUGUGAAUCCCUAAACAACAAAAUAAUUAGUGAAAGGCAGUGGAUUGUUUACAUCGCUGUUGAGCAAAAUUACUGCAACAGAGAUCUAAUCCCAUUCGCGCCACAGUCACUCAAUCGUUUAACUGUCAAAACAUUUUGUAGCCAUAAUUAUCACAAACCAAUUGAAUGUAAAAUAUAAUUUGUCAAAUUGAUGCACAGUACGUAAAAGCACAUAUUGUAUUCAGGCUACAGAUUAAUUUAAGUGUGCAAUGUGCAUUUGUCGGUGAGGAAAUCUGAUAUUUAUGUAUGUGACAUAAUAAUAAUAAUAAUAACAAUUAUAAUGUACAAAUUCAAAGACGUAGACCAGCUGUUGUGGUAAACGGUCUUAUUUCAUAUUGUGUCCACUUAUGUUAGAAUAGGGUUUGUUUCAGGGUGCAUUUACUGUAUGGUGUAAGAGACACUGGUUCCUCCUGCUCUUUUGGUCCGCGGCUCACUGUAAGCCUUUCAAACCAUCCAGUUUACUCUCUACAACACACAGAAUUUAAGACAGACACCCCUGUGACAGUUUCCUGUCCCAUGAUACAUUUGAAUGGAUUUGGUAAAUAGAGAUGUGGAAAUGUGGUGCAGAGAAGUCAACCUAAAAGAGACCUCACUGUUUCAACAGAGUCCAACGACACAUUUUUGCAUAUCCGUUAAACCAGGAAUCAGUCUGGGGGAAUUCAAGCCCACAGUAUCAUACACACUUUGAAUUUGUGCAUUUUAUUUCUGGAAGUCAAAAAAAAAAAAAGGGUUAGUAAUUUGAGUUGAGUUUGGUGCAUUUGUGUUAGGUAAAAUAAUAACAAAGCAGCAGAGGUGAGUUUUGAAGUAUGGACCUAUUUUCAUUUUCUUCUUAGGAUUCUCUAACAUUUGCAUAUUCCUGCCAUAACUGUGUGUGCGUGUGUGUGUGUGUGUGUGUGUGUGUGUGUGUGUGUGUACCAGUAUUCAUGUGAUUCGUACAUGUUGAUGUGGUCUCAAGUAAACUAUAUUUGUAGCCUGGGCCCAGUUUAGGUGAGUGCGGCCCACCUAAGGGAAAGGGAUGUCAUUCUACAAACAUUGCACUGCAUGGCCACCCAAACCAGCAGAUCAAUGCAAACUGCUCCAUAUGUCCAAAGUGCCAAAUCAUGAAUGGCGCAUUUUGUUUUGUGUGUGUUCGUGUGCCUGCGUGUGUGUUUGCGUGCGCGCAUGUGUCCAUGUUGUAUGUGUGUGUGCGCCUGUGUAACAUAAUGGUUAUUUUUGUGUCAGAAGGAAAUUUAUUGAAAGGUUUGUAUAACAGUACAUUAAAAAUCUGAUUUAUGUGGCAAA